GACAUUGUUUUAAGUCAAAAUAUUUCAACUUAUCGAAUGGCAAUAAACCUUCUGUGGGGCCAAGUGAGUUAACAAAAAUGGAUCCCAAUCGGUUCAGCUGUUUUGAUAACAGCUAACUUUGUAUAUAAAGAAGAUAAAACGUAUACCUUAUUUUGAUUAUUUUUCAUUACUUCAUGAAAUAAUUUACAGGCGUUUACAACAUCUUCUAUCCUGUGCAACUUUUCUUCAUCUACAUAUAGUGUUUUUUCAACAUGUAUUCGCUGUUUGCUUCGUGCCUUCUGCUCCUGGCUGCAGGGAUGUCAGCAAGGGUCAACGGGGAGUGCUGUGACGUGAAAAAUGUUACAGAUUCUGUGGAUCCCUCCUUGAAUGGUGUAUACUAUCUGAAUACUGUGUUUAAAGAGAAACAACUGGAGAAAUGUAUUGAUGAAUGUCUCUACAUUAAGGAUGAUACGUUCUAUUGUUUUGAAACUGUUCCGCCAAGAGAAGCAAGCCGUGUUGAUUGUGGGAAAUUAAGCGAUGAAGAAAUAGAAGCGUUACGUACUGAGUUAGCUGCACUAAAGAGUGCCCUGAAGAUACUGCAUGACGUAAUGAAGAUGCUUGAGACUCUUGAAAAAGGAAUAACUGGAGAUUCAUCAAAAAGAAAGAAACGUCUCUCACCUGCUCCAUUAUCAACCUGCGAAGAGCUAAGCGCUGCUUUAGUGUUUAUCAGCAACUAUGAUGCCUCAGCCAUAUCAGAGGCCUCAGAGAUCUAUCAUCAAUUUGAGUCUUCACCAGCCUUGUUGCGGGCACAGAGCUUGCAAAUGUAUUUCAGUGAUUUCAUCGACGACAGCACUGGUUACACUCCUUGUGACGGGUUUAAAGCGCAGCUGACGAAAACUCUUGUUGCUGUAGAAAAGAACGUGGAAAAACUUAUGCUUAUGAUUCCACCAGAGCAACCGCAUCCUCAAUCACACUGGGGAUAUCUACCAGAAAAUGGACCUGAUGUAUGGUACAAGACCUUCCCUCUGUGUGCUGGAAAGUCGCAAUCUCCUAUAGAUAUUGAUGUUUCUGCAGCAAAACCAAGUGAAGCAGCUAGUCCUCUCGAAUUCAUGGGUUAUGGAGAUUCCUAUGCUGCAACUGUUAGUCAGAAUGGGCAUACCUUUUCAGUUCAUUUGACAGGAGAAAAAAUGCCAGCAAUUCAAGGAGGAUCCCUUCCGGCUGGAGAAAAGUUUGAAUUUGCACAACUUCAUCUCCACUGGGGAAGCGAUAGUUCUAGAGGAUCGGAGCACAGACUCACAGGUACUGAGUAUCCUGCUGAAAUACAUUUUGUACACUGGAAUACAAAGUAUGAAGAUAUUCAAAUUGCAGCACAAGCUUCUGAUGGAUUAGCUGUUGUUGGAUUUUUCUAUCAGGUGUCAGAUUCCAACAACACUGGCUACACUCCAGUACUAGACGGUUUGAAAGAGUUGGAUGGAUAUGACAACAAUUAUAAAGUUGAGAUUGGAUCCAUUAAACUACAGGAUAUUAUACCAACAGAUCCAGUAAACCAUCUUCAUUACAAGGGUUCCCUGACAACCCCUACGUGCUUAGAAAGUGUAUUCUGGAAUGUGUUCCAAGAUAAAAUUAGUAUUUCAGAGGAUCAGCUCAAUAUUAUAAGAAGCCUGACAGACCAAGAUGGACAAUCAAUGAAUAAUAACUACAGGCCACCCCAGCCUCAAAAUGGACGUGAGGUCUACCAAUACAGUUCGGCCUAACCAAACCUUACAGCUGGAAGCUGGAGUCCAAGAUUCUAUCUCAAUAAUUGGAUAACAACGAAAUUAUGAAUUAUAAUUAUAUUUCUACUUUAAUCAUAUACAUAAUUAGGAAAAUAAAAAAUUGUUUUAAA
This is a messenger RNA of Eurytemora carolleeae, 1864 nucleotides long. RefSeq names its product carbonic anhydrase 2. The coding region runs from base 252 to 1733 and encodes 493 amino acids. The record is from RefSeq and is a predicted model, not a curated record. Gene Ontology annotation, cellular component: cytoplasm. Gene Ontology annotation, molecular function: carbonate dehydratase activity; zinc ion binding. The transcript is spliced from 19 exons. Lineage: Eukaryota; Metazoa; Arthropoda; Copepoda; Calanoida; Temoridae.